Messenger RNA from Plectropomus leopardus (leopard coralgrouper), 575 nucleotides. RefSeq names its product cystatin-A3-like. NCBI's taxonomy places the organism in Eukaryota, Metazoa, Chordata, Actinopteri, Perciformes, Serranidae. Gene Ontology annotation, cellular component: cytosol. The record is from RefSeq and is a predicted model, not a curated record. Gene Ontology annotation, molecular function: cysteine-type endopeptidase inhibitor activity.
CGAACUGAAAAUUAACACUUGAGGCAGAUAGAAGCAGACAGUUGACUUCUCUGUUAACUUCAACCGACCUCAAAACAAUGGCUGCAGAAUUUGGAGAAUGGAGUAAGACACUGGAUGCAACUGCAGACAUUCAGAUGCUCUGUGAUCAGGUGAAGAAAGAAGUGGAGAAAAUUACAGGCCAGGACUAUAAGGUGUUCAAAGCAGUUAAAUACAGGAUCAAGAGUCUGUGUGGAGGACAAUUCUUUGUCAUCAAGGUUGAUGUUGGAGCGGACUACGAUCAUCUGAAUGUUCACCAAAUAACUGGGUUGCAGCACGAAGUGCCUCCAACCCUGCAUGGUGUAGAGCAGCACAAAACCAAAGAAGACCCCCUCGUACCUUUUUCAAUCUGAUCACACAACCUGUUUCAAGAGUUAAUGUACUUACAGGCUGCAGUCUCUGAUUAAAAUACUCUGCUUCUUUAUCCUGAAAUGAUUUGACAUUGAUUUAAAAUGAAUAAAUAUUCAAAGAUAUCGAUAUUUCGUGUUUGAAAGCAGUGAGUCGAAUGCACUGAAGAAAUAAAGUUUAUGUAUCCAGUA